Orcinus orca (killer whale) is the source of this 3678-nucleotide messenger RNA. It is a transcript of the gene PLPP3, whose product is annotated as phospholipid phosphatase 3. Gene Ontology annotation, molecular function: phosphatidate phosphatase activity. The record is from RefSeq and is a predicted model, not a curated record. The coding region runs from base 866 to 1870 and encodes 334 amino acids. Lineage: Eukaryota; Metazoa; Chordata; Mammalia; Artiodactyla; Delphinidae. The transcript is spliced from 6 exons. Gene Ontology annotation, biological process: canonical Wnt signaling pathway; phospholipid metabolic process; phospholipid dephosphorylation.
CUGGAUUUUUCUUUUUGUUUGUUUGUAUUGCUUUAAAUACAUCAUUAGCAUUCAAAUAACAGCAAGGAAUCUUUGAAAUGCAUUUAUUGAGCUAGUCUAUAAACCGGUAUUGCAUACCUAUUGGCUGCUGAGUCAUGGGCUAAAGGGCAUCUUCCACGCUCCCUGAAUAUUUUAGAAAUGCCUAUGUGGAAGUUCCCGUCAUGUGGCAUCAUGGGCAGUUGUCCCCAGAGUAUGCCUUCUUAGAGGGCAGGGACCACUUCUUAUUAAUUUUUGUAGCUCAUAAUUCUCUCAGUGUGGAGUUUCCUCCAUCAAAGCAGGCUUUUUCUCCUUCACUUUCUUGCCACCCAUUGCAACUUGGAGAACUCAGUGGGGUAUGCACCAAGCCUCAGAUGUCUGGGAGAGAAGUUUGACUUGUACUUUAAUCAGGUGUUCUGUAAUGCCGUUCACUCCCGGGAUAUGUCUAAAAUGAAAAUAUAGCCUAGAAGGACAGCACAGAGAGAGGAAAUAAACUACAAAUUAAAAAGUGAUUAGUGAGUGUUUAGGCAGAAGGUCAAAGGGAUUAUUUUGGACUUCAAACUUUUCAGCUUUCAGGGCUUGUAUUCAGUUACAAAAUUACAUCCCCGAAUUAUUUGUGCAGGUGGCAGCUGUCAGAUUUGAAGAAGGUUUCUGUGUUUUACAAAAGGAACAUUGACAGGGCUGGGAGUGGGGAGUAUGCUCCUGGGGUGAGGGCUGUCUUCUCCACCACGCACUGGAAUUGCUCCAGUCUUGUGCAGCUCGAGUGACAGUCCUUGUCUGAGCUGACACAGCCGUGUCCAGGUUGGUCAGGUGACCUUCUUGAGGAAACCAGUCAAGCCGGUUGAUUGGCAUGGAAACAGUCCCGGAGAGUCGAUUUUCAGACUGGGAGCGCAGGGAACGAACCUUUGUUAAAUACCUACCAUAUGGUAUUUCAUCCUCACAGCUCUUCAGAGUGGCUCUUGGCGUCCUCUUUUUACAGUUGGGGCUCAGAGAAGUUAAGCAAUUUGCUGAAGAUUGCCUACAUGAUAAGUGGCAAACCCGGUUUUCAAAUGCAGCGGGCCUGCCCUUCAUCAUCAUUGAGACAAGCACCAUCAAGCCUUACCACCGGGGGUUUUACUGCAAUGACGAGAGCAUCAAGUACCCGCUGAAAACCGGUGAGACAAUCAAUGAUGCUGUGCUCUGCGCCGUGGGGAUUGUCAUCGCCAUCCUCGCGAUCAUCACAGGGGAAUUCUACCGCAUCUACUACCUGAAGGAGAAGUCCCGGUCCACGAUUCAGAAUCCCUAUGUGGCAGCCCUCUACAAGCAAGUGGGCUGCUUCCUCUUUGGCUGCGCCAUCAGCCAGUCCUUCACAGACAUUGCCAAAGUCUCCAUAGGGCGCCUGCGUCCUCACUUCUUGAGCGUCUGCAACCCUGAUUUCAGUCAAAUCAACUGCUCCGAGGGCUACAUUCAAAACUACAAAUGCAGAGGCGACGACAGCAAAGUCCAGGAAGCCAGGAGGUCCUUCUUCUCUGGCCACGCCUCCUUCUCCAUGUACACCAUGCUGUAUUUGGUGCUGUACCUGCAGGCCCGCUUCACUUGGCGAGGGGCCCGCCUGCUCCGGCCCCUCCUGCAGUUCACCCUGAUCAUGAUGGCCUUUUACACAGGACUGUCCCGCGUGUCUGACCACAAGCACCAUCCCAGUGAUGUCCUGGCGGGGUUUGCUCAAGGAGCGCUGGUGGCCUGCUGCAUAGUUUUCUUCGUGUCUGACCUCUUCAAGACCAAGACGACACUCUCCCUGCCUCCUCCUGCUAUCAGGAAGGACAUCCUUUCACCUGUGGACAUUAUCGACAGGAACAAUCACCACAACAUGGUGUAGGUACUACCCACCUCCUGAGCUGUUUUUGGAAAAUGACUGCUGACAGCAAGUUUUUGCUGCUCUCCUAUCUCAUCAGACAGUAGAAUGUAGGGAAAAACUUUUUGCCCGACUGAUUUUUAAAAACGAAAAAAAAAGUCUUACCUUGUGGCCUUCCAAAAUAGGUAGUGUUCACCUAUAUGGAAACAACAGCAAACUGACAGCAAGUGCGGGAAUCCUGGAUGUGCAGUUGGUUUAAGUGUUCAUGUUCUAGUGAACACAGGCUUGUUCCGGAACAAACACUAAGAUGAUUUGAGUAGAGCCUGCCGGUUACCUCUGUGACCUGAGGAAUCCCAGGCCUGUUGGAAAAGCUCAAAUUCACCUUGUAGCACACGACGCCAGAAAUAGCACUGAAUCAAGAAAAUAGCCAUGGGGGGCUCCCCUGUUGUGUCUCUCUGUCCACACCACUCAAUUCUCCACUGUGACUUUGGUUCAGGAAUCUUAUUUGUUUGUUUGUUUUUGUUUUUAACUCUAAGAAGAGAGCACGUUUGCUCAGUCAAGCGAUCAGAUCCUGAAUCCAAAUUCCCAGUUGUGAAGCCUUAUCACUCACUUCCUCAGCCCGUAGGCCAGCAACGCAGUCCCUCACUUUAGCGAUUAGGUGACUCUUUGUGGAUGAGUGAAUUUCACAAAUAGCACAAUUUCAGAAGCGCUCGAGGGCACAGGCCCUCCCGUGUCUUCUCUUGAUGCACCAGCCUGUGAUGCUGAGACGUCAAUUACAGGAUGCUGAUGUUGUGUACAUCAAUGACCGGGGCACUGCCACGCUCAAGUAGUGAUGGUUAGCUUCGGUUACUGCUUUCUUCCUGGAAACCCUUGCUGGGUGCCCACCGGGAUUGCCUGGGAGCGCCCGGAGACGAGCAAAGAUGUGGUCUGCCAUCAGCUGAUGGAAAGCAGCCUUCCAUGCAAGAGAUGAAGGAGUGGAGGGCGCAGAAUGAAAAGUGAAGCAACCCUUUGGCUACUCAAAGUCUGAAUGAGCCAGAGUAGCAGACAGUCUCACAUCCCAGAGGCUGCCCUUCCAGAUAAAGUGGGGGUCUCUGGGGGAGCCGCUCUUGCUAAGCUGUGUAAAGCACUAUUGUCUUGGGGUUGAUCUCUAGGGCAGUUCUUGGUAGGUUCUGCUGGGCAGAACACGUGGGUUAAAUCUCCGUAGAGUUUCCUCAUCCUCUCUCCGUAAGUGUCCUUCCAAGCAAGGUCCCACUCGAGGCAGCAGACAGGGACCGCUUCUACUGAACCUUUGAGGAAAGGAGGAAGGAAGAAAUGCUUUCAGAUCUCGGAUGCAAACCUUUCAAAGGGCUAAAUGUAACCACAUGGGUCAACCACAUGCACAUCCUUACAACAGAAGCCGUCCUUUCAUUUCAACUUAUAGCAAGCUAUGAUUUUUAUAUAUAAAUAUUAUAUAAAUAAUGUAUAAAACAUUAAAAGUUAACUAUGUAAAAUAUUAUUUCUGAAACAAUUUUAGCUAUAUCCACUAUGACUAUAAACUGUGUCUCGACCUGUGUUAUUUACAUUAGCUGCUUACAAAAGCAUGGAGUUCAUUUUUUUUUAAUAUCAACUAAAAUAUUGUAGUUCUGUGCUAGACAUUGUUUUUACAAUGAAAGAAAUAACUGCAACUAGAGAAAACUGUAUAAAAACAUUAAAUUGUCAGUAUUUUUGUAAGGUUCCAUUUUGUAAAGAGAAUAAUAUUCAAAGACUUUUGUAGAAUACAAAGUGAAAACUUGUAUCUGCGAAACUAUACUUGUAUUAAAGGUGCUUUUUAAAUAAAAGCUCAUAACAACGAA